GUCAGCCUUUCUCCCGAGAUCAGCUUCCAUCUUCAGCGCCAUCCUCAUUCCUGGGUGGGGCUUGUCUGGACCCACAGGGUUGGAGCCAUAGACAAGAGAGCCAUUAAUCUCGGGGUCUCAGCUUCUCUCAACGGACCUUCCAGGCACUGCUGAGAAAACCAGGGUAAUGGUUUCCUGCAGCAGCAACAAGCAGGAGCAGGGCCAUCUCCAGACUCCAGAGAAUGGGGAGGACGAGGAAAGUGGCCACCUGAUGCAUGCCUUCCCUGGACCAGGCCCUGGUCCUGAAAUGUUAUCUCACUGCAUCCUCCCGACAGUCCCUGGGGCUAAAUUGGUGAUGCUGCUUGUUUGGGUGAGCAAACAGAGGGUGAAUGAAGUGACUUGCUGGCACCUGGGUAGAGGCUGAGGUCAGCGUUGGUAUAAGGGACUUGAGCAUCAGGGUUCUCGGGAUUUGAGCCCUGGCCCUGCUGCCUGCCAGCUCUGUGCUGUGGCAACUUACUUCCUCUCCCAGAUGUCUUGGUUUCCUCAUCUGCUGCCUCUCCAGACUUCUGCCAGACAUCGCACGCGACAGUUUCAGGCACAGGAACUUUCUGGCAGCAGGCACUGCUCCACAAGUGGGAAUUUGUUCCAGCACUUCACAGACUGCAACUGAGGCGCUCGCUAACUCCUGGAUAACAAGACGUCUGCCAGAAGGACCAUGGCUUUGGAAGGUGGAGUUCAGGCUGAGGAGAUGGGUGCUGUCCUCAGUGAGCUCCUGCCUCUCUGAACGUAGGAAAUCCAGCUGGGCAGCCAUGGAGCGGGACAAUGGCACAGGCCAGGCUCUGGGCUUGCCACCCACCACCUGUGUCUUCCGUGAGAACUUCAAGCAACUGCUGCUGCCACCUGUGUAUUCGGCCGUGCUGGCGGCUGGCCUGCCACUGAACCUCUGCGUCAUUGCCCAGAUCUGCAUGUCCCGCCGGGCCCUGACCCGCACGGCCGUGUACACCUUAAACCUCGCCCUGGCCGACCUACUGUAUGCCUGCUCCCUGCCCCUGCUCAUCUACAACUACGCCCAAGGUGACCACUGGCCCUUUGGCGACUUCGCCUGCCGCCUGGUCCGCUUCCUCUUCUACGCCAACCUGCACGGCAGCAUCCUCUUCCUCACCUGCAUCAGCUUCCAGCGCUACCUGGGCAUCUGCCACCCACUGGCGCCCUGGCACAAACGUGGGGGCCGGCGAGCCGCCUGGCUAGUGUGUGUAGCCGUGUGGCUGGCCGUGACAGCCCAGUGCCUGCCCACAGCCAUCUUUGCUGCCACAGGCAUCCAGCGUAACCGCACUGUUUGCUAUGACCUCAGCCCGCCCAACCUGGCCACCAGCUACAUGCCCUAUGGCAUGGCUCUCACUGUCAUUGGCUUCCUGCUGCCCUUUGCUGCCCUGCUGGCCUGCUACUGUCUCCUGGCUCGCCGCCUGUGCCGCCAGGAUGGCCCGGCAGGGCCUGUAGCCCAGGAGCGGCGUGGCAAGGCGGCUCGUAUGGCAGUGGUGGUGGCCGCUGCCUUUGCCAUCAGCUUCCUGCCUUUUCACAUCACCAAGACAGCCUACCUGGCGGUGCGCUCGGCACCGGGCGUCUCCUGCCCUGUGCUGGAGGCCUUUGCGGCAGCCUACAAAGGCACGCGGCCAUUUGCCAGCGCCAACAGUGUGCUGGACCCCAUCCUCUUCUACUUCACCCAGAAGAAGUUCCGCCGGCGGCCACAUGAGCUCCUACAGAAACUCACAGCCAAAUGGCAGAGGCGGGGUUGCUGAGUCCUCCAGGGCCUGGUCAGCCUUUAUGUUUGCCAUUGUGGCUGGGGCUCUGGGAGCCCCACCAACCCCAAGCCAUGCAGAGAAUUAGAGCUCAACUCAGCUGGGCAUGGAGUAAAGUCCCUCACAGGACCCAGAAACUCACCAACAACUAUUUAUUCAGCCCUUCUCUGGCCCAGGCCCUGUGGGCAUGGAGAUGAUGAGGCCUGAGCCUGGCUCUUGAGAGGUCCUGGUCAGCCGUGGAGAGCUGGGGAUACCACGUUAAGGUGCUUGCAAAAAUACAGUGUGACAUGUACUGUCA
This is a messenger RNA of Cebus imitator (Panamanian white-faced capuchin), 2073 nucleotides long. It is a transcript of the gene P2RY6, whose product is annotated as pyrimidinergic receptor P2Y6. Gene Ontology annotation, biological process: cellular response to pyrimidine ribonucleotide; G protein-coupled receptor signaling pathway. Bases 789 to 1775 code for a protein of 328 amino acids. The transcript has 3 exons. Lineage: Eukaryota; Metazoa; Chordata; Mammalia; Primates; Cebidae. Gene Ontology annotation, cellular component: plasma membrane. Gene Ontology annotation, molecular function: G protein-coupled UTP receptor activity; G protein-coupled UDP receptor activity; G protein-coupled ADP receptor activity. The record is from RefSeq and is a predicted model, not a curated record.